Messenger RNA from Linum tenue, 1979 nucleotides. Lineage: Eukaryota; Viridiplantae; Streptophyta; Magnoliopsida; Malpighiales; Linaceae. The record is from the annotation of a GenBank genome assembly.
AUUAAAAAGAUAUUUUCUUCCGAUAAUGAGAAAAAUUAACUUGAUCAACAAAUGAUAAACAUUGGUUUUUUGAAACUGUAUAAAAUAAUUUGACGGCGACGUAUAUAAUAAAAAUAUUUUGUUUUGAGGAGCCACCGCCCACCGCCGCUUCCAGUUCUCCACAACUCCUAUUUCGUUAAAAACCGAUCUCGUUUCUCAAUCGGCUCUUUGCUUCUGCCUCCUUUCCCUGCUCGCAUUUCCUCCCGAUUCCUGUACCUGAGCGCCGCCGCUGCCUAAUCGGAAAAACCGAUCGAAACCCGCCAUGGAGGUUCAGGCAGUGAUGACCCCGACGGCUCCGCAUCUAAACGGCUUGAAGGGCGAGUUCGAUCCCGUCGCCAUCGUGCGAGCGGAGCCGCUCCCUCCCGUCGUCGCUGCGGAGAACGGCGGCGGCGUGGGAACCGGCGGGGCGAAGCAGAAGGAGAUCGUGCUGGGGAGAAACGUGCACACGGCGUGCCUGGAGGUCACGGAGCCCGACGCUAACGACGAUUUCACCGGAGACAAAGACGCCUACAUGGCCGGCGUCCUUGCUCGCUACAGAAACAACUUGCUCGAGCGGACUAAGCAUCAUCUGGGUUAUCCUUAUAAUUUGGACUUUGAUUAUGGUGCUCUGUCGCAAUUGCAACAUUUCUCCAUCAACAAUCUUGGGGAUCCAUUUAUCGAGAGCAACUACGGUGUUCAUUCACGACAGUUUGAAGUUGGCGUCUUGGACUGGUUUGCUCGGUUAUGGGAGAUAGAGAGAGAUGAGUACUGGGGUUACAUAACAAAUUGUGGCACGGAGGGCAAUCUUCACGGAAUUCUAAUGGGGAGGGAAGUAUUUCCUGAUGGCAUUUUGUAUGCCUCCCGUGAAUCACACUAUUCUGUGUUCAAGGCAGCCCGUAUGUACCGAAUGGAAUGUGUCAAGGUAGACUGUUUGACAUCCGGUGAAAUUGAUUGUUUGGAUUUGAAAAAACAACUGCUUGCCAACAAAGACAAGCCAGCCAUCCUUAAUGUCAACAUAGGAACAACUGUAAAAGGAGCAGUUGACGACCUCGACCUUGUAAUAAAGACCCUUGAAGACAAUGGGUUUCCACAAGAUCGGUUCUACAUUCAUUGCGAUGGAGCUUUGUUUGGACUCAUGAUGCCUUUUGUGAAACGAGCACCCAAGGUCAGCUUCAAGAAACCGAUUGGCAGUGUCAGCGUCUCGGGACACAAAUUCGUCGGGUGCCCAAUGCCAUGCGGCGUCCAGCUCACAAGGAUGUCCCACAUCAAGGUCCUCUCCAGCAACGUCGAGUACCUUGCAUCACGAGACGCCACAAUCAUGGGGAGCCGGAAUGGCCACGCACCAAUCUUCCUGUGGUACACCCUGAACAAGAAGGGCUACAAGGGGUUCCAGAAGGAGGUCCAGAAGUGCCUCCGCAACGCCCACUACUUGAAGGACAAGCUGCGCGACGCAGGGAUCAGCGCCAUGCUGAACGAGCUCAGCAGCACGGUCGUGUUCGAACGACCCCACGACGAGGAGUUUGUUCGCAGGUGGCAGCUCGCGUGCCAGGGGAACAUUGCUCACGUGGUGGUGAUGCCGAACGUGACCAUCGAGAAGCUGGACGGGUUUCUGGAGGAGCUGGUGGAGAAGAGGAAGGUGUGGUACACAGGUAGUGGCGUCGGGGAGGGAGUGGUGGUGUCGCCGCCUUGUGUUGCGGUGGAUAUUGGGAGUGAGAACUGUGAUUGUGGGUUGCACAAGUGAGAGUUGAAAGAGAGAGGGGAUUGGAUGUUUUGGUUUAGGGAAAGAACUUGUGUGUUUGUCUCUUGGUUUCAUUAGGGUAACACUUGUAUUUGUUCGCCUAGAAUAAUUAUUCUUUCCUAGUUACUUAUAAGGGUUUCCCAUUCGAAGGAAGUUUUCAACUGGCAAUCCAUUGUUCACUGAUGGUUGAGUUAUUUGGAAGAUCUAGUGUAUAGUGGCGUAU